AUGUUGGCAUUGCAAAGACUCGAUUCCAGGAUGCCGCAGCCGCAGCCGCCACUACCGGACGAGGACCCUGGCCUUAUCUUUGGUUGGCAAAUAGGGGUCAAUGUGGACGAGAUUUUCGGCUUCGAAAGGGAGCCUCUCCCCCAAUUAACGCCACCAGAUAAUCCGCAAGGGCCCCCGAUUCUUGAUACGGGAGAAACUGACACGCUAGAUGCCUUCUUUGAUCACAUACAUAACAACACGGAGCCGCCACCCAACUAUGGAGAGGGUUUGGCUCAGUUGCAAGACGACUGGUUCAGUGACAUAGGUCCGGUGCCUGUGCUGGUGGGCACCUCUACCACACUGGGACCGCAGACGGACCCAACCCUCAGUUCUCCGGCGAACUUGGAGAUGCCUCAAAUGACAUUUCCAAAUGUUGGGCCAAUGGUCAACGGGGCUUCUCAACCCGCGAGCUUCACACCUGUGCCGCAGGCCUCGAACCAGCACCAAAACCAACGCCGCCAUCACCAUCACCAUCAUCAUCACCGACAGUCACUUCCCGGCUCUGCACCUCCGCCAGUGCCUUCGCCUAUCCAGAUCCCAUUGCAUCAGCCGCAUUCUGAGCAGGAGAUUGCCGCGGCUACUGCAUUACAAAACACUGCAUUGUUUCAAAACCGAACUGGCCGGCCGGACUACUCAUCCUACACGGGAAAUCAAGCACCAAAUGGUGCAGUUUUUGGGCAAAGACACCAGUCCCAGCUUGCUGGGCAAAGCCAUCAUUCACCCGUGUUUUCGCCAAUCGAUAAUGCCGCAAGUCAACCCUUUGGCUUCACAAUCACACCGAAUCAACAUGCUUCGCAUGCGCAGGAGCAACCUCAAGUUCCGGCGAAUGCAUUCCAACCCCGCGUGUACAUGAACGGCCAGGCACAUGUUCAGCCUCAGCCGCAGCGACAGCCCGCCCCGGCAUCAUCGUCUAGUACUGCGCCCACCAUGUUUGAUAAUCUACGCAAUCCUCAAUACGGCUCUGAUCCCAACUUCAGUAGACCUCACGGCUACGUCCCGCAGACGACCCAGGAAGAUAGUGCGCAGAUUGAGCAAGAGCGCCUCAAAUACGUGGGCUGUCUGGAGCCAGUCGCACCCAGCAGUAACGAGACCACAGGGCCGACGACGCCAAUAUCCCCCGCUCGCAGGCUCACCAAUCUGGACAAGAUGAUUAGCGAAUACGACAAUGCCAAUGACCAUGCCAAUGCAGCGAGCAUCGUGAAGCUUGAGUCGGAUGAAGGCGCCGAGCAGAAGCAGGCCAGUGUUGAAGGAGAUGACGACGAAUCACUGCCGUUUAAUUCCAAGGGUAAGGGAAAGGCCAAACCCAAUGCCCGGCCUCGCCCCCAGAAGAAGCUCAAGACCAUACCAGCAACCGCCAGGAAGAGCCCCUCAAGCGAGCUUGCGGCAGAUACCUCAGCGCCAGGGCCAAGCCCUCUGAAUUCAGGCGAUGUCGAGGAUGAUGCCGACGCCGUCGGAAAGCCCUCGUCUGGAAAGCGGCGCAAGUCAUCAACGGCGCCGCAGAAACAGCCUCGUGUGAAUUUGACAUCAGAGCAGAAGCGACUGAAUCACAUUAAUUCGGAGAAAAGACGACGCGGCAACAUCAAGGACCAGCUCCAGGAUUUGCAGUCCGAAAUCGACCCCAUAAGGGACCAGAAAAUGAGCAAGGGCGUGGUUGCCGAGAAGACAUUCGAGUUUAUCGAGGCUCUCUUGCGCGAUAACCAGUAUUUGUUGGAACUAAGUCUUCAGCAUGGCUGGUCGGAAGACGCUCUCAUCGAUGGGCAGAGUCAACAGCACAAUGGUGCUAGUCAAAGUUCGGGACCUUCUACAGGCAAUGGGUACACCAACAACCAGCCGAUUCUAUCGACACCCGACCAGACCUUUGGUAUGUCCUCCCUGCAGAACGGACACGGCGACCAUCAUCUUCACAACGGCGCCCAGUCGGUCCAGCCAAACGGGAUACAUCAGCCAUCUAUGGGGGCCUCGGCACCUCACCUCAAUGGCAUCAGAACCCAUGUUGCUUCUGCUGCCAGAAAUGGUGGAAACGCCCUAGUUUCCCAGCCGAACGCCGGAUACGACAGCUACACCGCAGCGCCACAAGACAGUGGUGCCGGCAACUCUGCUCACGUCCACAACCCUCAAAUGUUCCACAGCCCGACCAUGUUUGGCCAGUGGAAUGGCAAUGGCGCUGGAACCGGCGCUCAAAUAUCCGCAUCUCAAAUGCCCACCUCUCCGCAUGGUCUAUAUGGGUAG
Pyricularia pennisetigena is the source of this 2268-nucleotide messenger RNA. RefSeq lists its product as uncharacterized. The record is from RefSeq and is a predicted model, not a curated record. Gene Ontology annotation, molecular function: protein dimerization activity. Lineage: Eukaryota; Fungi; Ascomycota; Sordariomycetes; Magnaporthales; Pyriculariaceae. The transcript has 2 exons. Bases 1 to 2268 code for a protein of 755 amino acids.